Microplitis mediator is the source of this 1377-nucleotide messenger RNA. RefSeq lists its product as uncharacterized. The transcript is spliced from 3 exons. Gene Ontology annotation, cellular component: extracellular region. Lineage: Eukaryota; Metazoa; Arthropoda; Insecta; Hymenoptera; Braconidae. Bases 182 to 841 code for a protein of 219 amino acids. Gene Ontology annotation, molecular function: chitin binding. The record is from RefSeq and is a predicted model, not a curated record.
CCGAGUAACCACGUUCUGGAUUUAUAAACAUUUGUUUACAAACCCGCGACCCACUAUUGGGUCCGAGGGUUUAUAAAAAAAAUAAUAUUUAACAAUAGUUGCUAUUAUUUGGUACAAUGUGGGCCAGAUGAUGAAAUUUUAAUAAAUAAUUAAUUGCUUGUGUUUAAUUAAAAUAUAUAAGAUGAUUAAUUGGAGAUCAGUAUUUAUUGUAGCCUGUGUUGAGGCGCUUGUGUUCUCUGCUUAUUCUGUGAACGCUGACGGGUCCAGUGAAACUUAUAACGGUACCAGAAGCAGUAAUAGUAAUAAUCACAAUAAUAAUAAUAAUAACAACAAGGUGUCUAAGAGAGCUAAGCCUCUUGAUCCAGAAGACGACUAUUACUAUUAUGAUGACGUGGACGAGAGAAAUAAUCCAACAAACGACUCGCCAGUUGUACCACCGGGUUUUUUAAGUCCUUCUGUCAGAGAAUAUCUUGAUCUCGGUAAAUCUAUACCAGGUAGACCAGGAACCGACUUUCCAGUUCUGGGAAAAGUGCCUUACACAAAUUUUUACUGCGACGAUCAAGAGUAUCCCGGAUUUUUCGCGGACGUCGAGACGCGAUGCCAGGCUUGGCAUUAUUGUGACAUCGACGGGCGACAGGCGACAUUUUUGUGUCCCAAUGGAACCCAAUUUAGCCAAGCUGUGCUGGUGUGCGACUGGUGGUUCAACGUCAGAUGUGAACUUAGCCCUAAGUUGUAUGCAAUAAACGCUAGAUUGUACCAGAAACCUACAGAAAGUCCAACGCGACCUCACCGACUCAUUACCAAGGAAUUAUUGGAAAAUAUUUUCGCUCGCCGGAAAUGAAAAUCCUAGCCUAUUCCCCAGCUUCUCUUUAUCUCUCGCUCUUCGUCAUUUUACAUCACCAUAAAUUAUUUUAUUAAAAAUGAAAUGAAAUAAAAUAAAGCAAAAGUUUAAAAUUUAUCGAACGAAUCACAACGCAGCGAAAAGAUUCUUACGCUUUAUACUUAACACUUUUGUUAGAAUUUUAUUUCUAUUUCAAGUUUUUCUUAUUAUAUCUUUGGAACCUUUUACUUGGAUUUUCUUUGAGUUAAAAAAUGUUACUAUUUUUCUCAACCCAUCGUAUUUUCCCAGCAGAAAGGAGAAGAAAGAAAAUAAUAGCAACACUACACACCCUGACUACAACUAGUACACUGAAAAUUUCCGAUACCUGUAUAAACAUAUAUAUAAAUAUAUAUAUAUAACUAAGGCAACCAAUCGGUGCACGUGUUUUUUUACUGAGAACCUAAGCACUGUGGAAUUUUAGUGAAGCCGUAAGGCCACAGCCAUUGAGACUUGAGAAGAAAUGCUGUCGAAUGAAAAAAAAAAAAAAAAAAAAAAUU